Messenger RNA from Rattus rattus (black rat), 621 nucleotides. It is a transcript of the gene Psca, whose product is annotated as prostate stem cell antigen. The record is from RefSeq and is a predicted model, not a curated record. The transcript is spliced from 3 exons. Lineage: Eukaryota; Metazoa; Chordata; Mammalia; Rodentia; Muridae. Bases 203 to 574 code for a protein of 123 amino acids.
AAGGCAGUGCCCUCCAGAGCCAAAAAGAAGGACGAAGGCAGUGGGAGGAGUGGUGUGAGAGAUCAGAUUGGAAUGGGCUGGGCCCUGGGCUUUUACUGGCUCCAGGGGACCUGUCACUGUUGACUGUGGGCAGCAGAGCCUUCCCUACCAGCUGAGACCAUAUAAAGCCUCUGGAGACACACUCCAGGUGCUCACUGCAACCAUGAGGACUGUCCUCCUCCUGCUGCUGGCUGUCUACCUAACCCUGUCUCCAGGUGCCGCUCUGCAGUGCUAUUCAUGCACCGCACAGGUGAGCAACAGAGACUGUCUGAAUGUACAGAACUGCACCCUGGACCAGAACAGCUGUUUUACAUCGCGUGUCCGGACCAUUGGACUCCUGACAUUUAUCAGUAAGGGCUGCAGCUCAAAGUGUGAGGAUGACACGGAGAACUACUAUGUGGGCAAGAAGAAUAUCACAUGCUGCUCCUCUGACCUGUGCAAUGUCAACGGGGCCCACACCCUGAAGCCACCCACCACCCUGGGGCUGCUGACUGUGCUCUGCAGCCUGUUGCUGUGGGGCUCCAGGGAUCUGUAGGCUCUAGGAGAGCCCUACUAUAGCCCUACUGUGCAGGGAUGUGCCCC